Molecule: messenger RNA, 1143 nt
Organism: Meira miltonrushii
Lineage: Eukaryota; Fungi; Basidiomycota; Exobasidiomycetes; Exobasidiales; Brachybasidiaceae
Exons: 1
Cellular component (GO): cytoplasm
Source: RefSeq, a predicted model, not a curated record
AUGCCGGUUGUGUUGGGUGCCGCUUCGGCUUUUACUUCACGUCGAUUAGCCCUUUAUGGUCUUGCAUCAACGAUUGCCGCUAUUGCAAUCACCUUUAAUGCUUUUCGACAAAGGCCAAACUUUUAUUCGGCAACGGUGAUGCUAGGUGGUAGCAAUGGCUGUAUGAUGGUAUUGAUAAACUUUGGUUUGUUUUUGGCUUUAUGCUUCGGGAAAGUUUGUCAAAAGGUCUUCUUUGGUCCUUUACGUGCAGUGGAAGUAGAACAUUUACAUGAACGUUUAUGGUACGCAAUCACAGAAACUCUACUAGCGAUGACAAUUUUCAGAGAUGACUUCGAUUCAAGCUUUGCAAUCUUGUUUGGAACAUUACUUUUCUUGAAGGUCUUCCAUUGGCUUAGUGCCGAUCGAGUGGAAUAUAUGGAACAAUCACCUUCAGUCGGACGCUUAUUCCACGUUCGUAUGAUCGCCAUCUUAUCGAUGUUAUUCGAAUUCGACCUUUUCUUAGCAACAUUUGCUGUAGAAGUUCUGAUCAUCGACAAGGAAAGAAAGGGUAUCAUGAUUAUGUUUGCCAACGAAUUUUUCAUCUUGGGCGCUACACUUUGGUCAACUAUUGCCAAGUAUCUUAUCAAUUGUCAAGAUAUGCGUUCAGAAGAGCCAUGGGAAGCAAAGAGCAUGUAUGUGUUCUUUGUUGAUUUGAUCACAGACUUUCUCAAGCUGGCCACAUACAUUGCAUGCUUCUGUUUGAUACUCAGCUACUAUGGUGGAUUACCGCUUCACAUCUUCCGCGACGUAUAUGUGACAGGUUUGUCCUUUUUCAGUCGCUUACGUGAUUUUAUGAAAUAUCGAGCAGCAACGAGAAAUAUGGACACACGCUUCCCAAAUGCAACGCAGGCCGAUUUACGUAGCAUGAGCGAUGGUACAUGCAUCAUUUGUCGAGAAGAAAUGGUCGCAGAAGAAGCAGGCGGGGACGAUCAAGGGGAAGCUCCAGCAGAAGGAAGACGACCCACUCCUACGGUCCCAGCUUCCGGCAGCUCUGGUCUCAAUGAGACACCUAAAAAACUUCCAUGUGGGCAUAUCUUUCACUUUCACUGCUUACGUUCAUGGCUGGAGAGGCAACAAAGCUGUCCGACAUGUAGGCGAACUGUA